Molecule: messenger RNA, 1144 nt
Organism: Scophthalmus maximus (turbot)
Lineage: Eukaryota; Metazoa; Chordata; Actinopteri; Pleuronectiformes; Scophthalmidae
Gene: cfap126
Product: cilia and flagella associated protein 126
Exons: 5
Coding region: 23-820 (265 amino acids)
Biological process (GO): cilium organization
Cellular component (GO): ciliary basal body
Source: RefSeq, a predicted model, not a curated record
ACACAUGGAUUAGGUCAUAGCGAUGGUUCCUUUGAUGUGGAAGUCACGUGUUUCCGGUCCAGUGGCGCUCCACAGCUGCAGCCGGACCCUCUUGGUCUCGGGGUGCUGUUCGACGGACGCAGACAUGUCGUCCGGUUACUCAGCGAAUCAGUUCGACAGCGCCUUCAGGUCGCAGAGGCUGCAGAACUGGUGUGUGACCAAGCCCUUCAAAGAGAGACCCACUGCAAAGCAUGGUCACACCACCUUCAUUGCCAAUGACAGAGGACACCUGCUCCCCAUGGUUAAGAGGGGCAGUGCAUGGCCAGAUUUUAAGGGAACGUGGGAUCUUCCAGCGCGUAUCCCAGCCUGCCACGUCAACCCUACAAGCCGCUCCGUGGAGGGUCUAGACAGGCUCAAGUCGUGGGGCUUCGACCCACAGCACACUGGAAAGUCUCAGCCACACAGCUACAGCAAAGAGUCCGAUAGGCUGCAGUUUCAGAUCACUGGGGAUGCUCAGCAGGACAGUGCUGGCGCGUCCUCCACUGCUGAGGCCCGUCUAGCAUCUCAGAUCCGACCGGUCACUGGAGGUGAGACGGCCGCCAGCCAAAACCAGGACUCGCAGGCAGCUGCGGUUGGAUCUGUCGCUCAGUCUGAUGAAGACAAACAAGCUUCUCCAGCUCUGGGGAAGGAGAGGCCAAUGAGCCAGUGCGCUGUGGCUGAGGAGAAGUCAGCUUCCAGGACUGCUGCUGAAGAGGGAACCACCAGCAGGCCCCAAACUGACAAGGGGAGACCAGCGAGCAACGUGUCAGCUGGCUCAGGAGCACCAUCAUCCUCCAAGUAGAAACACGGAGCUGCCCCGCAACACCGACUUAUUACAUCCUCUAGUGAAUGAAAACAAUACUCUCAAAAAUACAUUUGUUUUGAGUGUACCAGCUUCGGCUUAUGUCAUAGCAUUGCUGAUUGAACCGAAAUAGUUUCCAGCUCGUUAAAUAUCAAUAUAGGGUCAUUAAAUUAUUACAGAUAUUUGUAUCUCUUCCCUCCUCUUUCUCUGUGGGUCUGUUGUAGUUACUGUUGUUAUGAAUCAUCCCUUCACGAAGUCUUAAUGCUCUGUGAGCUGACAGUAACAAUAAGAAUUCCAGCAUCAUUAAACAUCGCAAAAUAAUAA